AUGCACCUCCAAAUUCCUCUCCUCCUCGCAACGACUCUCACAGCUUUGACCGCCGCCCUCCCACUCCUCUCGCCACGCGAUCAAUCUGUCUCCAUCGGCGGCAACGGCAUCGACUACGGCAACAACGGUCAACGUGGCCAUGUCGGGUACGGUGGCAAUGGUGGCAUCUACUACAACGGCGGCCGCGGCAGCGGUGCAGUAGCCAAUGACCCAACGUAUAGCCGCGGCAAUGGCCAUCAUAUUUCGAAUGAAGACGAUGACCCUUAUAAGAAUUUUCCGUAUCGGGGAAACAACGGUAUUGGGGAAAUCAUUCGGUAUCAUGGUGGGCGGGAUGCUUAUAAUGUCGUUAUGCUGGGGUCUGUUGAGCGGGUAGGUAUGGAGGGUUAUGGGAUUGGUGGAUGA
This is a messenger RNA of Fulvia fulva, 402 nucleotides long. RefSeq lists its product as uncharacterized. Lineage: Eukaryota; Fungi; Ascomycota; Dothideomycetes; Mycosphaerellales; Mycosphaerellaceae. The record is from RefSeq and is a predicted model, not a curated record. The transcript is spliced from 2 exons. Bases 1 to 402 code for a protein of 133 amino acids.